AGUAUAAACACAUUUGAAAACUAUCAAAUAAUUUCCUUAUCACGUGUUUUCAAGGAAAUUUUUUCAAUUGACAUUUUAUACAGUUAUGAUAAGUUUGAUCGGCCGUUUUUGCUAUGUUUAAUGGCACACAUUUUAAUUAAUCUUUUAAUUGUCUCUUUCUGCGUUUAUUGCAAAGAAGCGACAGAACCGGUUGAUCCAAAAUGCUUCGUACCUGGAAAACAAGAAAAACGAUGUUGUUCAGACUAUAGAACAAUCGAUGCAAAAUGUUACGCAUGCAUAGGUUCCUUUGGAAUGGAAUGUGUUAAACCAUGCCCUUCUGGAUACCAUGGAAUACAAUGCUUGGAGAAAUGUCUGUGUGAUGAAUGUCACAGAACAACUGGUGCAUGCCCUAACCUAACUAUAACAACAGAGAUCGAAAGUCAUACGAAAGAAAAGUGUUAUAACCAAGUAAUCAUCAUUAUACUCUGUGGUUGCAUUGUAUCUUUACUAGUGCUGCUGGUGGCAGUUGUCGUAAAAAGGAAAACGACUUCACAUGGCCCCUACCAGCAUGGACUUGUAAACAUAGAUCCGACCUCUGCAGGUUAUUCAACGGCUGAAAACCAAACUUAUCUUGAAUGCGACCCGACAAAAAUGAUUGAAAUCAAAUACCUUGACAAUCAAAUGGAAGAGCUACGGAAUAUUGAAUCAAGAUCUGAACAUUACGUCUCUGUCACUUCAAAAUUUAACCCUAAAGAGGACGAUAAACAUCCUUCUAGGUUAGAUGUAUGGAACACAAUCAAAGAGGAUGUAAAAAAUAAUAAAGAAAAAAAGAGUAUCAUGCGUAUACUCUCAAAAAGAUUUUCUUUGAGAAAUACAAGCGACAAAUGUAGUUACAUGUCUGUUGUUGAUAACCAGACGCCAUCUUAAAAUACCAAAAUAAUCUGAUAUCACAUUCAUAUUAAAUGUAUAUGUUUGUUUAAGAUGUUUAUAUUGUAUUUUGAAAAACGUUAAUAAAUUGCAAUUGUUUAUGCUUAUUUGAUGAAUACGUUAUAGUGCUAGCGUGUUCCGCAUUCUAAUAAAAUAUCGAGCAUUUUCAUUUUAUGAUU
This is a messenger RNA of Magallana angulata, 1085 nucleotides long. RefSeq lists its product as uncharacterized. The record is from RefSeq and is a predicted model, not a curated record. Lineage: Eukaryota; Metazoa; Mollusca; Bivalvia; Ostreida; Ostreidae. The transcript is spliced from 5 exons. The coding region runs from base 121 to 906 and encodes 261 amino acids.